This is a messenger RNA of Sardina pilchardus (European sardine), 1566 nucleotides long. RefSeq lists its product as uncharacterized. The record is from RefSeq and is a predicted model, not a curated record. NCBI's taxonomy places the organism in Eukaryota, Metazoa, Chordata, Actinopteri, Clupeiformes, Clupeidae. The coding region runs from base 162 to 809 and encodes 215 amino acids. The transcript has 6 exons. Gene Ontology annotation, molecular function: DNA binding; zinc ion binding.
GUUCGGAAUGACGGGAGGUAGCAGUAGGGGGAGAAGGCCGCGCGCACAGACGGAGCUGAUUAGCUACCAGUGUAUUUCUAAGAAUCAAGGUCGUCGAUUACUUCGUAUUACAGGACUGUCCUCUCCCAUCCCCCUUACCCCUUUUGUGAGAGAGAGAGAGCAUGGCUCAGGAGACCAAUCAGACGCAGGUGCCAAUGCUUUGCACUAUGGGCUGUGGUUUCUAUGGUAAUCCUCGCACCAACGGCAUGUGCUCGGUCUGCUACAAGGAACACCUGCAGAGGCAACAGGGAGGGGGGCGUUCCAGCCCUCCAGGUGAAAAAGCCGCUACAUCACCGGUGGGGUCUCCGGGAGCUUCAGGUGUGUCUGUGGAGAACAUUCCAGCACCUGUCACAGAAGGGCCAGCUCAGCCUGAAGAAAGGACGUCUAGUAGUUCGCCCAGCCCAGUAACCCAACAGAUGACCGCCAUGAGCAUCUCCCAGGACACUGCUGCCACUGAUUCGGACCGAGCCGACGUGGAGGAGGAAGAAGAUGAGGGCUCAUCUAAAUCGUCAGGACCUACUGGAGAAGCGGCGCAGGCUUCGUCUGAUGGUGACCAGACACCGGACAAAAACAAGAAGAAGAACCGCUGCUUUACCUGCCGGAAAAAAGUUGGCCUCACAGGCUUUGACUGUCGCUGUGGCAACCUGUUCUGCGCCAUCCACCGCUACUCUGACAAGCACGACUGUCCCUACGACUACCGAGGUGCCGCGGCCGCCCGCAUCCGCAAGGAGAACCCCAUCGUGGUGGCCGAGAAGAUCCAAAAGUUAUGAGGACUGAGAGACGUAGCGAAAUGACCGAAAUGAAAACAAACGAAACGUUUGACCUGCAAGUUUGGAGCAAUGGCGGCACAGAUAAUACCUGAUAAAAUGGCUUCAUUUAUUCAUGGUAGGAUACAAGGUGGGUGGGCUUUGCAGUGUUACAGCCCAGGUCCAGCCCUUCCCUUCACCGGUCUCUCCCUUUCUCUCCUGGUGUGGAGGCGUGAGUGACUGAACAUUUUGUGUGUGUGUGUAUGAGUGUGUGUGUGUGUGUGUGUGUUUGCUUGAGAGUCAGGGAGAGCACAGUCGGGUUUGGUGGACAGUAGUCUGCUUCGGGGAGGGAAGACAUUUAGAUUUUACCCUUUUUCUUUUUUUCCCUUUUUUAUUCUGGGAUGCCAGUUGAUUUUCAUGUUAUCCCUCGGCAGUAGAUGUAAGAGACUGGGAUCCGCGCAUGGACAGAGACUCGGGAGUUGGGUUUGGGUCAAGAGUACGUGCUAGGGGGUUGUGACAGGCCAGCAGGAGCUUGCUACUACGAUAGAGCCAGGCUUUACCAUGAUGCUUGCACUCGCAAGAACUCUCAAACAAGAAGCCUAUAUCCAGCAACUGUCACAUCAACCCCCUUCCCCUCUCUCUCUCUCCUUCUUUUUGCUUUCUUUUUUUGUUCAUUUAGUGAAUUAUUCAUUACCAUGUCAGAUAUCCCCAGCCUUUGCAUUUACAAAAACUGUUUGUCUUUGAUAUAUUGACUUAUCAUACAUCAUACUAAUGGGGGGGU